Messenger RNA from Rubroshorea leprosula, 2639 nucleotides. Lineage: Eukaryota; Viridiplantae; Streptophyta; Magnoliopsida; Malvales; Dipterocarpaceae. The record is from the annotation of a GenBank genome assembly.
AUAAUCAUACCUGGGGGACAUUUGGAUGCCACUUAUUUUGCAGGAUGACACUACAUUUGAGAAACAAAGUGCCCUUUUUGCUUUGGCAAUUGCAGACAUUGUUCUAAUAAACAUGUGGUGCCAUGAUAUUGGUAGGGAGCAGGCUGCCAAUAAACCUCUUUUAAAAACAGUUUUCCAGGUUAUGUUGCGUUUAUUCAGUCCUCGGAAGACAACACUACUCUUUGUAAUACGUGAUAAAACAAAGACCCCUCUUGAACACCUAGAGCCUGUCUUAAGGGAAGAUAUUCAGAAGAUAUGGGAUUCAGUGCGAAAGCCUCCAGCCCGUAAAAAUACUCCUCUUAGUGAAUUUUUUAAUGUGGAGGUCACUGCUUUAUCUAGCUACGAAGAAAAGGAGGAGCAGUUCAAAGAGCAGGUUUCUCAAUUGAGGCAGCGAUUUUUCAAUUCUAUUUCCCCAGGAGGACUUGCUGGUGACAGACAGGGUGUUGUCCCUGCCUCAGGAUUUUCUUUUAGUGCUCAGCAGAUAUGGAAAGUUAUAAAAGAGAACAAGGACUUGAAUCUUCCUGCUCACAAGGUCAUGGUUGCCACUGUUCGGUGUGAGGAGAUUGCCGAUGAGAAGCUCCGUUGUUUAACCACUGAUGAGGCUUGGAUGGCUUUAGAAGAAGCUGUUCAAUCUGGGGCAGUAUCUGGUUUUGGGAGAAAGCUGAGCUCUAUCCUAGAUACCUAUUUUUCAGAAUAUGACAUGGAGGCGAUCUACUUUGAUGAGGGUGUAAGGAACGCAAAACGUCAACAAUUGGAGUCAAAAGUUUUGGAUUUUGUCUAUCCUGCUUAUACUAAGUUGUUGGGACAUCUACGCUUCAAAGCACUGGAGGAUUUCAAGUCUAGAUUAGAGGAAAUGCUAAAUGAAGGAGAAGGAUUUGCAGCUUCUGUUUGUGCGUGUUCUGGUUCUUGUAUGCUUGAGUUUGACCGAAGAUGUGCAGAUGCUGCUAUUAAGCAGGCUAAUUGGGAUGCUUCAAAAGUCCGAGAAAAACUUCGUCGUGAUGUUGAUGGUCAUGCAUCAUCUGUUCGUGGUGCAAAGUUAUCAGAAUUGGUAGCAAACUGUGAGAAACAACUCAGUCAAACACUGACAGAACCAGUGGAGGCAUUACUUGACGCUGGUGGGAAGGACACAUGGGCUUCAAUAAGAAAGCUUCUUAAACGUGAGACAGAGACAGCUGUUUCACAGUUUUCAACUGCCAUAUCUGGUUUUGAGUUAGACCAAGCCACCAUUGACAAAAUGGUGCAGAAUUUAAGGGACUAUGCAAGAAAUGUGGUGGAGAAGAAAGCAAGAGAAGAAGCUGGAAAAGUUCUGAUCCACAUGAAAGAUAGGUUCUCAACAGUCUUUAGUCAUGACAAUGAGUCAAUGCCAAGGGUUUGGACUGGAAAAGAAGACAUUAAGACAAUUACCAAGGAUGCCCGUGCUGCAGUAAUUUGCUUGUUUAUCUUGUUUAUGAAGGGAAGUAAAGUGUCACUUCUUCUCAUUUUAUUUUAUUGUGUGAUUCAAGUCUUAUUUCUAUUGCAGUCUUUAAGGCUCUUAUCUGUUAUGGCUGCCAUAUGCUUGAAUGAGAAGCCAGAUAAUAUUGAGAACACACUCUUUUCAUCCCUCUUAGAUGGAACUAUGGCUGUUUCAUCUUCCCAAGAUAGAAGUAUAGUAACAUCUGCAGACCCUCUUGCCUCUAGCACAUGGGAGGAGGUUUCUCCAAAAGAUACUCUGAUCACACCAGUGCAAUGUAAGUCACUCUGGAGACAGUUCAAAGCAGAGACUGAGUACACAGUGACUCAAGCUAUCUCAGCACAGGAGGCUCACAGGCGUAGUAACAACUGGUUACCUCCACCAUGGGCAAUUGUGGCAAUGGUUGUCCUUGGCUUUAAUGAAUUUAUGAUGCUUUUAAGGAAUCCUCUUUACCUCAUGGUUCUGUUUGUUUUAUAUUUACUGUCAAAAGCCUUAUGGGUACAGAUGGAUGUAGCAGAGCAGUUUCAACAUGGCACUCUGGCUGGAUUGAUCUCAAUAUCAUCGAGGUUUCUUCCAACUGUGAUGAAUCUUCUAAAACGACUUGCAGAAGAGGCUCAAGGCCACACAACUCCGGAAGCCCCCAGACCAUCACCGUCACUGUCAGCCCAUAGCUUGAGGAGUCAAGGUCAGCCGAAUCCAAUGUCAGCCUCAGUCCCUGAAUCAUCUGUAUCAUCCAACAUUUCCUCAUCCGAUGGUGACACGGAAUAUUCAAGCCCCAACAUAACACACAGAAGAAGCGUAAGAGUUCAGGAAGCAGAACUUUCUUUAUAAAUCUAGUUCCGGUGCUGUGUAUGAAAAUAGGUCGGCAACCCCCUCAUGCAAUGAGUCUGUUCUUUGGAAGGAAUAAUGUGGACGAGAAGGGGGUUCAAAUGAUUUGGCGUAUUACAUAUUCGAUAGGAAUAAUAGUGGAUGGAGGAUGCUUUGGCUGUGUAUCAUUAGAAUUUUUUUUUUUCUUCUGUGGCAUAAAGGUUGUGUUUUAUUAGAUUAUUAAGUUAGAAUUACCCCAAAUUUUCUGGGAAGAUAUGUGUACUAUACACAGUUCCACCUCUUCUUAAUGCAAAAUUUACUAUAAUGAAAUCUUCUCUUUACA